GGUGUUUUUAUCAGACGUUAAAUGGUAACGUGGCCUUUUUGAAGAUAAUCCAAAAGUAGGUAUACCGCAAUUAUGGUUCACCAAAAUUGGGCCUCUUUCGCAAUUUUGUUAGUAUUUAGUUUAUUAUUACCAUGCCAUUCGUAUUUUAUAACCGUCGAUGCACACGCUGAGGAAUGUUUUUUCGAAAAAGUAGAAGAUGGAACGAAAAUGAGCCUUCACUUUGAAACCGCCGAAGGAGGAUUUUUGGAUAUCGAUGUGCGUAUCGUCGGUCCCGAUGGGAAAGUGAUCCAUUCGGGCGAACGAGAGACUUCCGGACGAUACACGUUUGCGGCGCACACGCCGGGCGUUUAUACCUAUUGCUUCUCGAACAAGAUGUCCACGAUGACUCCCAAGAUUGUGUUGUUCAACAUGCAGAUCGGCGAGCAGAACAAACAUGAGGCACAGAAAGACGGGGAAUCAACAACAAAGCUUGAAGAUAUGAUACGCGAAUUGAGCGGUGCGCUGACUGGCGUCAAGCACGAGCAAGAGUACAUGCAGGUGCGAGAUCGUAUCCAUCGCAGCAUUAACGAAAGUACAAACUCGCGCGUCGUGCUGUGGUCGAUCUUCGAAGCGCUGAUUCUGGUUGCGAUGACUGUAGGACAGGUGUACUACCUCAAACGGUUUUUCGAAGUGCGUCGAGUGGUUUAAUAAAUUAGUGAAUUUUAAUACGUAUUUAUUAAGAACACAUUUAGCAUAGAAAAAAUCAAUCGUCUACCGCCAACUCAAGCUCGAUAUCUUCUAAGUCCAUCUCUUGUAACGUGUUGAUUAUAAAAUAUCUGGAAAACGUUA
Molecule: messenger RNA, 828 nt
Organism: Photinus pyralis (common eastern firefly)
Lineage: Eukaryota; Metazoa; Arthropoda; Insecta; Coleoptera; Lampyridae
Gene: CHOp24
Product: transmembrane emp24 domain-containing protein 2
Exons: 3
Coding region: 73-687 (204 amino acids)
Biological process (GO): Golgi organization; intracellular protein transport; endoplasmic reticulum to Golgi vesicle-mediated transport
Cellular component (GO): endoplasmic reticulum-Golgi intermediate compartment; COPII-coated ER to Golgi transport vesicle; Golgi apparatus
Source: RefSeq, a predicted model, not a curated record